GUUUGUAAGUUUGUUGGGUUACGUUGGGAAUGACAAGGGGUACUUUGAAGGGUACUCAUUUGACUUUGUAAAGCUAUUUUCAAUACAUAAUUAUUAAAUGAAAAGGGAAAAAUUAAAAAGGGGAAAUUCAACCGCUCACUUUCUCUGUAGAGACUAAGUCAUUUUUGAGCUAAUACACCAAUUGAGCUAAUAAAGCAAAGCCACUGGCCACACCAUUGUCGGUCACCCAACUACUGUAUCUCCUCAUUACAUGCCCAUAUCUCUGCUUUUUAACUUCCUUCCUAUUCAUGCAUGGUUUUUUAUUUCACUAAAAAAAAAAAAGGUACAUACUUUCUUUGAUCUUUUUCUUGAAUCUGCUUCUUAUUUAUUGAUUACUUUUUUCAACACACACAUAUUUUCAUACUGUUUCUCUGACCCCCAGUUUGACCUUUGUAACUACUUGUCCCAUUAUUUUUUUUAAGAUGCUAGCUAGAGGUGGUCAAUAUUAAUUGCAAUGGGAAAAGCAGUAGAUCACUGACAAAAUUGGUGGACUCAUUCAAGUCUCUUCUUAUCACUUUAACUUCCCAAGGCAUGCAAAAACCAGCAAAUCUGCGUACACUUCAAGAACCAUCUCUAUACUAUAUAGUCUCCUUAAUUUCCUUUCCAUGCAUUCCCAACGCCCACAACCAGUCAACUCCACCUCUCUGUUUUUCACCACCAUUGGAGGUUUUAAUUACAAACUUUAAUGCCUAGCUAUAGCUUCAAAACCAAAAACCCAGUUAUGAACCAAUUUAAAAACACUUUCUUUUUAGCUUUUCCACUUGUUGAGAGAUAAAGAUGGCUCAAUAUUUUGCAGACAUGGCGAUGACUAAAUUGGUUUUGUUACCCGUUGCUUUUGUUCUGUUUAUGUGUCUUUUUUCAUCUGGGUUUGUGUUUUGUCAAGGCAAAGUUGAUAGAAAGUCGUUGACUUUGAGAUUGCUUUUGGAGGUUAAAAAGUCGUUUGUGGAAGACCCAGAAAGUGUUUUGCAGGGUUGGUCUGCAAGGAAUACAAAUUUCUGUACUUGGAGAGGAGUUUCUUGUGGGUUGAACUCGGUCGAUGACUCAGUUCAUGUGGUGGGGCUCAACCUUUCCGACUCGUCACUCGCCGGGUCGAUAUCUCCAUCACUCGGUCGUUUGCAAAACCUGCUACACCUUGAUCUUUCUUCUAACCGCCUUGCGGGCCCCAUUCCACCUACCCUCUCUAAUCUUUCGUCAUUGCAAUCUCUGCUUCUCUUUUCCAACGAACUCAGUGGUUCCAUUCCCAGUCAACUCGGGGAACUCACGAGUCUCCGAGUUUUGAGAAUCGGUGACAAUGGACUCACGAGUUCAAUACCUGCCUCGUUUGGUAAUCUUGUCAAUUUGGUCACUCUUGGUUUGGCCUCAUGCAGUCUCACCGGUCCAAUACCAAAUGAACUCGGCCGACUCAGCCAACUCGAAAAUCUAAUUCUGCAACAAAAUCAACUGGAGGGUCCAAUCCCUGCUGAGCUGGGGAACUGUUCAAGCCUUCAAAUCUUUACCGUUGCUCUCAACAAUCUCAAUGGGUCAAUCCCUGGUGAAUUGGGUCGUCUGAAAAAUCUUCAAAAUCUAAACCUGGCCAAUAACAGCUUAUCAGGGGAUAUUCCGAGUCAACUCAGUGAACUUGCCGAACUCGUUUACAUGAAUAUGAUGGGCAAUCAGCUUGAAGGUGCAAUUCCUAGGUCGUUAGUUCAACUGGGUAAUCUUCAGAUUCUUGAUUUAUCCAUGAACAGGCUCAGGGGAGGAAUUCCAGAGGAAUUUGGCCAAAUGAGUCAGCUUGUUUACUUGGUUUUGUCAAACAACAAUCUCUCUGGUUCCAUACCAAGAAAAUUAUGUUCCAAUGCCACCAGUUUGGAGCACCUCAUGUUAUCAGAUAUUCAACUUUCUGGUGAAAUUCCUGCAGAACUCAGCAACUGUCAUUCUCUGACACAGCUCGAUUUGUCCAACAACACACUCAAUGGAACAAUCCCAGUUGAGCUAUACGGAUUGGUAGAGUUAACCGAUCUUUUGCUCCACAACAACACUCUGAUUGGUUCGAUUUCUUCAUCCCUAGGCAACCUCACCAAACUGCAGACACUGGCAUUGUACCACAACAAUUUGCAGGGCAACCUUCCAAGAGAGAUGGGAAAGCUUGGGAAGCUUGAGAUUCUGUAUCUUUAUGACAACCAGUUAUCUGGAGAGAUCCCCAUGGAGAUUGGAAACUGUUCUAGUUUACAAAUGAUUGAUUUUUUUGGGAAUCGUUUCAGUGGGAAGAUUCCUAUUACAAUCGGAAGGCUCAAAGAAUUGAACUUUCUUCAUCUGAGACAGAAUGAGCUUGUGGGUCAGAUUCCUUCCACAUUGGGCAACUGUCAUAAGCUUACUAUACUAGACUUGGCUGACAAUGGUCUAUCAAGUGGUGUCCCUAUGACGUUCAGUUUCCUCAAAUCUCUGGAGGAGUUCAUGCUCUACAACAAUUCCCUCGAAGGUAAUCUCCCUGAUGCUUUAGUUAAUUUAUCAAACUUGACCAGAGUGAAUCUGUCAAGAAACAGACUGAAUGGGAGUAUUGCUGCAUUGUGUAGCUCCCAUUCUUUUCUUUCUUUUGAUGUCACGGACAAUGCAUUUGACCAUGAAAUUCCUUCCCAGCUGGGAAAUUCACCCUCUCUUGAGAGGUUGAGACUGGGAGGCAAUCAGUUUACUGGGAAUAUCCCACCAACUUUGGGUAAAAUCCAUGAACUGUCGUUAUUAGACCUGUCAGGGAAUUCUCUCACUGGAUCAAUACCAGCUGAGCUUUCACUUUGUAAGAAACUUUCCCAUAUUGAUUUGAAUGAUAAUAUUCUUUCCGGAAUCAUACCACCCUGGCUUGGAAGUUUGCCUCAGUUGGGAGAAUUGAAGCUCUCCUCGAAUCGAUUUUCGGGGCCUCUUCCUCGAGAAUUGUUCAAUUGCUCCAAAUUGUUGGUUCUUUCACUUGAUGACAAUUCUCUUAAUGGAACUCUUCCUGCUGAAAUUGGUAAUUUGUCCUCCCUCAAUGUCCUGAACCUCAACUGUAACCAGUUUUCAGGACCAAUCCCUCCAACCAUUGGUAAGUUGGGCAAGUUGUAUGAACUUCGAUUGUCACAUAACAGCUUUGGUGGUGACAUACCUAUUGAGCUUGGACAGCUCCAGAAUCUGCAGAUCAUUCUUGAUAUCAGUCACAACAAUCUGACUGGUCAGAUACCAUCCUCUAUCGGGACACUUUCCAAACUUGAAGCACUUGAUCUUUCAAACAAUCAACUUGUUGGAGAAGUCCCUCCCCAAGUUGGGGAAAUGAGCAGCCUGGGAAAGCUUAAUGUAUCUUACAACAGUCUUCAAGGAAAGCUAGGCAAGCAAUUCACUCGUUUUCCCCCUGAAGCCUUCCAAGGAAAUCUCCUCCUUUGUGGAAGCACCCUUGGAAACUGCAAAGUUGUUUCUGGUAAUCAGCAGUCGGGCCUAAGUGAAUUAUCAGUGGUGGUCGUUUCUGCUAUCUCUACUUUAACGGCAGUUGCUCUGUUGAUUUUCAUAGCCGCCCUCUUCCUUAAAAACAGACGAAAAUCUUUCAGAAGAGGCAGGGAAAUGAGCUACACUUACUCGUCCACUCCUCCUUACACACGAAGAAGACUACUCUUUCAAAACAGUCCUGCAAAGAGAGGUUUUAGAUGGGAUGACAUUAUGGAAGCCACUCACAAUCUAAGCGACGAGUUCAGGAUUGGCUCAGGAGGAUCAGGGAUAGUCUACAAAGCAGAGUUGCCCAGCGGAGAAACUGUAGCUGUCAAGAAGAUUUCGGGGAAAGAUGAUCUUUUAUCAAAUAAAAGUUUCACAAGAGAGGUUAAGACACUUGGGAGGAUAAGGCACAGGCAUCUUGUUAAGUUAAUGGGGUAUUGUAGCAACAAAGGAGCAAGUCCAAACUUGUUAAUAUAUGAUUAUAUGGAGAAUGGAAGCGUUUGGGAUUGGCUGCAUGGACAACCGGCUAACAGUAAGAAGACGAGAUUUCUAGACUGGGAGGCAAGGUUAAGGAUUGCCAUGGGAUUAGCUCAGGGAGUUGAGUAUCUCCACCAUGACUGUGUGCCAAAGAUAAUCCAUAGGGAUAUUAAAUCAAGCAAUGUCUUGCUUGAUUCUGAUAUGGAGGCACAUUUGGGAGAUUUUGGGCUGGCAAAGGCACUCAUCGAGUAUGACUCCAACACAGAAUCAAACACAUUUUUUGCUGGAUCCUUUGGCUACAUAGCACCAGAGUAUGCUUAUUCACUUAAAGCAACAGAAAAGAGUGAUGUUUAUAGCAUGGGGAUUGUUCUAAUAGAGCUUGUUAGCGGAAAAAUGCCGACUGAUGCUGCUUUCAGCGUGGAUAUGGACAUGGUGAGAUGGGUGGAGACACAUAUUGAAAUGCAGGACUCUGCUCGUCAGGAGUUGAUAGACCCAGAGCUGAAAUCACUAUUACCUAGGGAAGAAUUUGCGGCAUUUCAAGUUCUUGAAAUAGCACUGCAGUGCACCAAAACCAGCCCUCUAGAAAGGCCAACAUCACGGCAGGUGUAUGAUCUCCUACGACAUGUUUUUAACAAUAGGGUGGUGGAGUUUGAGAAGACGAAUUUAGAUACCGAUUAACUGAUAGAAUCAUAUUUACUGAUGCUGGAAAAGAGUUUGAUGUAAGAAUAGCCCUUUGAUUUGGGGUGACAAUUUUUUCAGUUUGAUUCCAGUGGUUUAUGCAAAUUGUGUUGGCAGGCAGGCAGAAUGGAAGCCCUGCGCUUUCAUAUCAUUGUUCUAAUCAACACUGAGAAGAGGAUUUUACUAGGGAAAUAUUAACAAAACUAGAAUCUAUAAGCCUUCAUUUAGAACCUUCCAAGGACAAGUAAAGAAACAGGAAAAGGAAGUUUGUUUUAUGAAAGUAAAAUCCACUUAUAGGAAAUUCUUAUUUGUAUAUUCUUAUUCUAAAAUUAUAUUUCUAUGUUUGGUCUAACCAAACAUCUAUAUUUGAAGUCUAGAAUCCAAUAAAGUUAAAAAAUUUAUAAAAAUUAAAGGUCCUCGUACCUGUUUCAUGAAGACGAAUAUAUAUAUAUAUAUAUAUAUAUAUAUAUAUUUUAACAAGACAAUGUUAAAUAUUUUCCUUAAGCCUUAUAAUAUUAUUUUUGACUUUUUCCACCUAAUGCAUGUUUACCUUGCAUUGGCCAUAUAUGUUUACCCUAUAUAAACACACGAUGUUACAGCAAGAAAAAUUUCGCUCCAUUUGUUUAAUUUAUUAGCGCGCACAGUGAUUACUGCAUCCACCAGCUUACAUCAUUCACGCAUCUUUUAUGUGUAGCAAAAUUUAUAAAAUGAAGGGGGGGGAGGAAAAAAAAAAAAUGAGGUCUUUAAUGCGUUACAAACAGAUGAACUAAUUUGAAGCAAACAAGCGCCCACAACUUUCAGGACCAUCAUUCUCUCAAAAGAUGAAAAUGUUCUCUGAAAAUCCCGCAAUCAUUAGGGACACAAGCUACGCAUCAUCUUCAUC
Molecule: messenger RNA, 5506 nt
Organism: Ziziphus jujuba (common jujube)
Lineage: Eukaryota; Viridiplantae; Streptophyta; Magnoliopsida; Rosales; Rhamnaceae
Product: LRR receptor-like serine/threonine-protein kinase GSO1
Exons: 2
Coding region: 817-4623 (1268 amino acids)
Biological process (GO): protein phosphorylation
Molecular function (GO): protein binding; ATP binding; protein kinase activity
Source: RefSeq, a predicted model, not a curated record